Chiloscyllium plagiosum (whitespotted bambooshark) is the source of this 2654-nucleotide messenger RNA. It is a transcript of the gene alas1, whose product is annotated as 5'-aminolevulinate synthase 1. The record is from RefSeq and is a predicted model, not a curated record. Lineage: Eukaryota; Metazoa; Chordata; Chondrichthyes; Orectolobiformes; Hemiscylliidae. Gene Ontology annotation, molecular function: pyridoxal phosphate binding; 5-aminolevulinate synthase activity. Gene Ontology annotation, biological process: heme biosynthetic process; hemoglobin biosynthetic process; erythrocyte development. Gene Ontology annotation, cellular component: mitochondrial matrix; mitochondrion.
CUUCAGUUCGUCCUCAGUGCAGGACAACGUCGGCGGAGGGUGAGCCAUUUACAGUGCAGUUCGUCCUCAGUGCAGGGCAACAGCGGGCGGGACAGACUGAACUAUUCCAAUCCAAUCCAGCCCGGCCCAGUCGCAGACGGCACCGAUAUCCUGUAGCAUUAAUCACCGUUUAAGAACUACAAUGGAGACCAUUGUCCGUCGCUGUCCAUUCCUUUCACGUGUAUCCCAGACUUUUCUUCAGAAGGCUGGCAAGUCACUGAUCUACUAUGCACAACACUGUCCUGUUAUGAUGAUGAAGGCAGGGGCUAAACCUAUAACCCGGACUGUAGCCACUUCUGCUGCUCACUGUCAACAGACCAAAGAAACCACCCCGGUGAAUGAGAAACCUACAAGUUUGACUUCAGCCCCAAGUGCCCCAGCUUCUCUGCUUCCCCCUGGACACCCAGUCCCUAAUGCUGGACAGACAAUUGCUUCCAAAUGUCCAUUCCUUGCUGGUGAGAUGAGCCAUGGUAAGAGCUCUGUUGUGCGAAAGGCCAGUGUGGAGUUAUCAGAGGAUGUGCAACAGAUGCAUCCUGUGAGGAAAGAGUUACCUGUGUCAUCGGUCGACUCGACUGUUACCAACAUCCAAAAGGCAGAUGAACAAAAGGAAGCUGGCCUGCAAAAGAACCUGAAUAAUGGGGCAAAGCAAAGACCUUCAAUUUCUCACCUCAUUCAGGAUAACAUACCAAAAUCCAUUUCAGCUUUUAAAUAUGAUGGAUUCUUUGAAAAAAAGAUUGAUGAGAAGAAGAAAGAUCAUACUUACCGUGUCUUCAAAACUGUGAAUCGCCGUGCUGAUGUAUUUCCCAUGGCAGAUGACUAUUCUGAUUCUGUGAGUGUCAAGAAGGAAGUUUCUGUUUGGUGCAGCAAUGAUUACCUUGGAAUGAGCCGUCACCCACAUGUUGUGGGCUCUAUCAUGGACACCCUUCGAAGUCAUGGUGCUGGAGCUGGUGGAACCAGAAAUAUUUCUGGAACCAGCAAGUAUCACGUUGAUUUAGAAAAUGAAUUGGCUGAUCUCCAUGGCAAAGAUGCAGCACUACUGUUCUCAUCAUGCUUUGUGGCAAAUGAUUCUACCCUCUUUACACUGGCCAAAAUGCUUCCAGGAUGUGAAAUCUACUCUGAUGCCGGAAACCAUGCCUCCAUGAUACAAGGCAUACGAAACAGUGGAGUUCCGAAGUUUAUAUUUCGUCACAAUGACGUCAAUCAUCUACGAGAGCUAUUGAAGAAUUCUGACUCGGCUACUCCAAAGAUUGUAGCCUUUGAGACAGUCCAUUCAAUGGAUGGUGCGGUCUGUCCUUUGGAGGAGAUGUGUAAUGUAGCCCAUCAAUAUGGUGCAAUAACUUUUGUUGAUGAAGUCCAUGCUGUUGGCCUUUAUGGCUCUAGGGGUGGAGGAAUAGGAGAUCGAGAUGGAGUCAUGCAUAAAAUGGAUAUAAUAUCUGGAACACUGGGAAAGGCAUUCGGUUGUGUUGGCGGCUACAUAGCCAGUACUGCAUCUCUUAUAGAUACUGUACGGUCAUAUGCUGCUGGCUUCAUCUUCACUACCUCAUUGCCCCCAAUGUUGCUUUCUGGUGCUUUGCAAUCUGUCCAAUUCCUGAAAAGUGGGGAUGGUCGAGCUCUGCGCCGUAGGCACCAGCGCAAUGUUAAACACCUGCGUCAGUUACUGAUGGAUGCUGGUUUACCUGUGGUUCACUGUCCUAGUCACAUCAUUCCAGUCCGAGUUGCAGAUGCAGCUAAAAACACUCAGAUCUGUGAUGAAUUGCUAAGUAGAUAUAACAUUUACGUCCAAGCUAUCAAUUACCCCACUGUUGCACGUGGUGAGGAACUCUUGCGUAUUGCCCCAACCCCACAUCACACCCCUGAGAUGAUGAAUAACUUUGUUGAAAAACUAGUGAUAACAUGGAAGGAUGUUGGAUUGGAGUUGAAGACCCAUUCCUCAGCUGAAUGUAACUUCUGCAGAAGACCUCUACAUUUUGAGAUGAUGUGUGACCGGGAAAUAUCCUACUUCAAUGGAAUGAGCAACCUGAUAUCUGUGAAAGCCUAGAUCAAUGUGAUACAGGACUGUCUUUGUAUGAGAACUUAAAUUUAGACCAUAUAAUGUAUGUUUUUACAAAAAUUUACAUAUUUAAUUAUACAAGAUUAUUUCCAUAGACUAAAAAUACUUAAUUAAAAAAGGCAAAACUGUUUUUAUAGUCUGUCUCAUGUUAUUAAAAUAUAAAAAUGGUCUAAAUUUUUUUUUCUACUCCUGAAAGUAGAGGGAACAACUGCACAUUUUAACCUCCUAAAAUGAAGAGUGAAAUAAGAGGCCUUUAAAAUAACGGGUAUAUUUGAUUACAUUUAGGGAGUUUGGGGGUGGAGGGAAAUAGAAUGUAGAACUUUCCAGUACAGUACAGGCCCUUCGGCCUUCUGUUGCACCGACCUGUGAAACCACUCUGAAGCCCUCUAACCUACACUAUUCCAUAUGUUUAUCCAAUUCCCAUUUAAAUGUCCUUAAAGCUGGCGAGUCUACUACUGUUGCAGACAGGGCAUUCCACACCCUUAUUACUGAGUAAAGAACCUACCUCUGACAUCUGUCCUAUAUUUAUCACAAUGUUUGAUAAUGGGUCACUUAAAGUCUUUUU